Messenger RNA from Psylliodes chrysocephalus, 645 nucleotides. NCBI's taxonomy places the organism in Eukaryota, Metazoa, Arthropoda, Insecta, Coleoptera, Chrysomelidae. The record is from the annotation of a GenBank genome assembly.
AUGCUGAAGAAUACAAAGUCCGAUUUGUAUUCAUUGUUCGUGAAAACUCCCACGAAUAUUUAUGAUCCUGAGAAGGCGUUUUUUGUUCUGCAUGGAGGAUUACUGAUCCACAAAGUCAAGUGGACUAACGGACAAAAAUUCUCGGCGAUGAUGGACAAUUACAAAAACUAUAUUUUGAAACAUUUUGGCAAACGCGUGAUAGUUAUUUUUGACGGUUACCAAACCGUCAGUACUAAAGUAGACGCCAUUCAACAACAUCUAAAGAGGGUCUAUUUUCAAGUACAACAAUGGCUGCACGGAGACCAGCUGACCAUGGACCCAACAAAAUGGGGGUGGAGAAAGGAAGGCGACACACUAGUGCCUGUACAGAUGGAAGAAAAACCUGCGCCCAAGAAUAUUAUGGAACUAAUAUUAUGUGGAUGCAAAGGAGAUUGCAAACUGAACAACUGUAGUUGUAGGAAGCACGGCCUAUCUUGCAAUCUUGCCUGUAAAAUUUGUGAAGGUUCAACUUGCCUUAACAUUGAAAGAUAUUCAGAUGAAAACGUUAAUGUGCCAGAGACAGAGGCCUCAGAUGAGCGAGAUGUUCCACGUAUGAAAACAUCAGUCGAUGACGAAGAAAAUGACCAGACACAUUUGAGUUAUUAA